Molecule: messenger RNA, 3725 nt
Organism: Octopus bimaculoides (California two-spot octopus)
Lineage: Eukaryota; Metazoa; Mollusca; Cephalopoda; Octopoda; Octopodidae
Product: transmembrane protein 229B
Source: RefSeq, a predicted model, not a curated record
ACUUUAUCGGUCUCUUUUUGCCCAACUGCUACAUAACAGGGGCAUAAACAUACCAACACCAAUUAUCAAGAUGUGGUGGGAGGAAAACACUGACAUAAAGGUACAGUGAUCGUUAACUGUAUGAAUCCAGGAAUUGUAAACACCAAUUUACACCGCCAUACGCCUUUCCGUGCACAUUCUUUUAUCAAUUUGUGUUUUUCACCAUUUAUAUGGUACAUGUUCAAGAAACCAGAAGAUGGAAUCAACACAAUAAUGUUUUGUGCUCUUGAAGAUGCCUUAGGAAAUACAAGUGGAAAAUAUUUUGUGUAAUGGCAGCAUACAGUUAGCAAACUCUCAAAGGAUCAGACUAUUUCUCUUGUGGUGUCAAAGACAAGGACUAUACAACUCAUGGUGGGCCAGCAGGACAGUGUUGAUUCUACUGAAAGUUUCUUCACUCGUCAUCACAACAGCUGGCAAACAAUGAUGCAUCAACAUAUAGCACUAUCGUUACCUAUGCGAUUUUAUAUUUAUGCCAUCCAUGGCUAUUUCAUUGAAGUGAUGUUCACAGCAGCCUGGGAGUUUGUUGUUAACAUGAAUGUCAAGUUUCCUGGAAACACAAGUGUCUGGUCUCUGUUGAUUUAUGGGGUUGCAAUCCUUGUUGUCGAACAGAUUCAUUAUCGCUUACAGGACACAGUACCAUUGCUGUGUCGAGGACUUAUUUACAUGUUGUGGACUUACCUAUGGGAAUUCAGCACUGGUUAUAUAUUAACACGUUUUGACGCCUGUCCUUGGGACUACGAUAAUUUUGACUGGGAUAUUAUGGGUCUAGUGACACUUGAGUAUGCACCUUUAUGGUUCUUUGGCGGUAUCCUUACAGAGAAAAUCCUAAUAUUCUACACUCGUCAUCUAUACUGGGGACCUUACAUGGAUUCAACACGCUACCAAGGGAUGAAUGGUCAUAUAAAAAUGAAAUAGUGGGAUGAAAUGUCAAAAGUUAGCUGAGUGAGCGUGAGAGUGAGAGGGAGUGUAAGAGAGUGAGAAAGAGACAAAACGAAACAUGUUUAUAAUUUCAAAGGAGGAUUCUUCCUAUCUUCUCAGUUUGCAACCAUUUGGCUGUGGCCAUUCUGGGGCACCAUCAGGACUGUUCUUAUCAUUCUUCCUUCUAUUCCAUCAGGUAUUUCAAGGAAGAAUUUUUUUUACUGCUGUUGGGUAUAAUACAGUGGGGAAAAACAAAAAGAUGAAACAAUUCUGUAUGUGUGUGUGUGUGUGUGUGCAUGAGAGAGUGUGAAUGUAUGUGUGCAUGUGUGUGUAUGUAUGAGAAUAUGUGAAUGUAUGUUUGUGUGGGUGUGUAUGAAAGUGUACGUGUGUGUGUGUGUGUGUGUAUGUGUGUGUAUGUGCAGAUCAUUUGAGCGGAUCAUAGAUCAUAGAUCACCCUAGUAUACACACUUAAACACACACACACACACACACACACACGACAUAACUUCCUAAAUGAUUUUUUUUGUACUGCUUUAUCCAUUUAUCGGUAUUUAAUGCAUAUACACACAUGUACUGUGUAUUAAUCUAUGUAUAUGUGUACAUAUAUACAUGUAUGUGUGUAUAUAUAUAUAUAUAUGUAUGUGUGUAUAUAUAUGUGUGUGUGUCUGUUUAUAUAUAUAUAUAUAUGUGUGUGUCUGUUUAUAUGUCUAUUUGCGAAUGUACAUGUGUGUGUGUGUGUGUGUGUGUGUGUGUGUAUGCAUGUGAGAGAGUGUGUGUACUGUAAGGCCUCCAUUUGUGAGGAUGGGCCACAUGUCUACACAUAUAUGCACAGACUUUUGCAGUUACCCAUGGAUGCAAGUCUCCCUUUUACUCCAUACCACCACCACUGUUGUCUAAUAUGAAAGGCUACCUCUUUAAGGUCAGUAGAGCUUGAAACUUGUUAUUGCAGGCGUUGCUGUUAAAACACAAAAUGCCAGAACAGAUAGUAUAGAACAUGUUACUUGGCACUCUCUGCCAAUUUACUACUCUGGAUCGGUUCUUUACUUGUUGAUCUUAAAAAGAUAAAAGGCAAAGCUGACUUUGGUGGCAUUUGAACUCAGUGUGUGGGGAAUUGGAACAAAUACUGCAAGGUAUUGUGAUGAAUGUGUUGGAUGUGUGUGUGUGUUUGUGGAUAUAUAUGUAUGUAUAUUUAAUGUUUUGGAUCUUUGUUGUGUAUGUUGUGUACUAUAACUUAUUAAAAGUAUGUGGCACAUUUAAUAGAUUUCUCUAAAAAGGAACUAUAAGCUUCAUUUUUUUGUAUUCAUCUAAAAUGAAUGAUGAUUGUAAGAUUUUAGGUGCUGACCUUAGACUUAUAUUUUCCAAUGCCACCAGACUAGAUUUAUAGAAUCAUUUAUUUUUAGUAUAUUCUAAACACAAGAACUAAAGUAUUUUUGUUUUUUAUAUAUCAUCUUCAUGUCACAUUCAUUAGAACUUGGUUUAGUUUUAAAACUUAUUUUUUUUAAAAAAGGAAAAAAACAAGUAAUUUAAUAAUACCAAAAUUAUUGAAAAUUUUCAAAUUUCCCUUUGGAAAAGAAAAUUAAAAUUAAAAAGCCAAAGAAAACAUCAAGAAUAGAAUUAUCAUUUUUACUGUUCAUCUAUUGUUACUUUUGACAGUGUUGCUAUCAAUAAGCCACGGAGCUGUCUCAUGGGAUGGGUGGAGGAAUGUCUUUGAGUGCCAUCAAAUGCUUUACAGUAUUACAUUCCAUGGAUUCGUUCAACACAUUAUUAAAUAUUUAUUUAAUUACUAUUUCUAUUCAAAAUUGGAAAUAAAUAAGGGACCAGUGUGUCAUAGAAAAUUUCGCCAAAAUCCAAAUAAACUUGACCAAUUUUUAUUAAAAAAAACCCCCAAAACUAUUGCGAUGGCACCAAUGUGACUAUUUCCCAUGAGGCAGAAAUCAUGAUAAUUUUGUUUCAUGAUCACUAAUCAAUACUCUUUGUUGACUGAUCACUACUCAUACAUUCUUAUAAAUGCCAGAAAAUCUCUUCUUGAACAGAUAAAGACUAGUGAAAUCUGAAAUGUAUUGGCUGGCACUGGUAGUAAAUAAUGGCUUCUGUCCUCUGUAAAUGAUUCCUUGUUUUCAUUGCUCAUAAUUGCCACUGCCAUGGUCACGGCCACCAGCAAAAUAAUAUCUGGAAAUUUCCAUAAUAUUUUUUUUUUUUACUCUGAUGGUUAACAAGAAAACUUGUUCCCUUCCUCCUCUUCCUCCUAAUCCACCAGCAACAGGAGGGAAAGGUUUAACGAAUGAAAUCAGUUUGUAAUUUUAUCUCUUCCAUUCAUUGAUUAACAGAUUCUCAUUGUUAACAUGCCAAUUGUUCUGGUGCCAAUUACCAGUUGUCUGUUGCUGCUGCUGCCACUGCUGCUGCUGCUACUGCUGCUGCAUUUAUCGACUUCCUCUAAUCUGUUUAUAUGUAUAUGUACCUAAUCUGUUUAUAUAUAUAUGUAUAUAUAUAUAUAGGAUCAUGUUGUCUGAGCAACAUAACAAAAUAAUUCUAGGUAGAACACUAGUUGCUAUAAUUUACCAUUUUGUUCUGAUAAUACUCUGUAAUCUUAUGAUAACUUCUUAAGUAACUUCACCAUCAAGGAUUUCUCUGCAUCAUUUUUUACUUGGGUGUCCUUUGUUCCAGGAUUUUAGAGAAUAUGAUUCUAACAAUGUAUCUGUUGAUCUGGACAUUUUCAUCUUUCUCUCUCUCUCUCUCUCUCUCUCUCUCUCUCUCUCUCUCUCUCUCUC